AUGUCACUCUCAUCUGAAAAGCGCGAUGAAUACUCGGGGAUCAUUGACUCGAUCCUCUCCAAGAGUGACCUCAAUACCGUCUCCGAAAAACGAAUUCGCAAGGGUCUUCAGGACGUCAUUGGCUAUGAUCUCACUCCACAAAAGGCUGAGAUCAAGCAGCUUAUUAUGGAACGGUUUGAUAUCUUCGCGGGCAACAACGGCGUUCAAGUGCCCGAAGAGACCACAGCCAGUAAUGGCCAUACACACGCCAAUACUGCCGCCGCAGUCCCUUCUCCACCACCGUCCUCGUCGCCUGUGAAACGCCAGACACAUAGUGAAGAAGCAUCUGAACCUGCUAGCGCCUCGCCGCCCCCUAAGAAGCGAAAGCCGGACACCGAUGUCGACGCCGAUGCCUUGUUCGCCGCCAAAUUACAAGCGGAAGAGAAUAUGCGGGCACGGCCUACAAGAGGCGCGAACACACGACGUGCAGCUCCUACUAAGAAGAAGAGCAAGGCCAAGACCGCUAAACGCGUCAAGGCGGAGGAUGACUCGGACAUUGAGUCGGGAUCGGACACCAAGAAGGAGGUCAAUCGAACUGGAGGCUUCCACAAACCCCUUAAUCUGUCCGCUCCUUUGUCUGCUCUCUUGGGUGGAGAGACUACUCUCUCGCGCCCACAAACUGUCAAAAAGGUAUGGCAAUAUAUCCGUGAAAAUGAGUUACAAGAUCCAAGCGAUCGACGCCAAAUUCGCUGCGACGACGCGAUGCGCGCUGUAUUUAAGCAGGACCGGGUCCAUAUGUUCACCAUGACCAAGAUCCUCAAUCAGAACUUGUAUAACCCGGAUGAAUAG
This is a messenger RNA of Penicillium daleae, 828 nucleotides long. RefSeq names its product SWIB/MDM2 domain protein. Gene Ontology annotation, cellular component: RNA polymerase I upstream activating factor complex; nucleus. Gene Ontology annotation, biological process: nucleolar large rRNA transcription by RNA polymerase I; transcription initiation at RNA polymerase I promoter. The transcript has 5 exons. The record is from RefSeq and is a predicted model, not a curated record. Bases 1 to 828 code for a protein of 275 amino acids. Gene Ontology annotation, molecular function: RNA polymerase I cis-regulatory region sequence-specific DNA binding. NCBI's taxonomy places the organism in Eukaryota, Fungi, Ascomycota, Eurotiomycetes, Eurotiales, Aspergillaceae.